ACAUUUUGUGAGUUCAACGUGAAGACGGUUGGUCAUUGCUGUUUUCUUGAUGGAUUUCCCAGAAGAUUUCAACCAGCUAGAGCUGCUGGAUCCUCAUGUGAUUCCCAUGGGGACGAGGAGCAAUUGGGCAGAAGAGGAAGAAGGAGAGGAAGAGGAUGAAGCCAUGCACACAGAGGAAUGGCAUCAACAACAGGAACUUCAUUUACAGGACACUCCCUCUGAACUGAUGUUAUGGGCUGCCGAGAGGAACAGAUGUGCAACGGUUGAGCGUCUCAUUGCAUUGGACCCGACGCUAGUCAAUUGUCAUGAUAGCGACGGCUACACCCCUCUGCACCGCGCUGCCUACAGUGGCCAUCACGACGUGGCGUCCGCUCUUUUAAAAGCCGGAGCGAAUCUCCACGCGAGAACAGCCGACGAUUGGAUGCCGCUACAUAGCGCCUGUCGCUGGGGUCACGCUAACGUAGCGUCUCUUCUUUUGCAGUGGGGGUCAGAAGUCAAUGCGAUGACAGCAGGUCGACUCACACCACUACAGCUGGCUGCUGGAAAUGCCGCCGCAGGCAAAACCAUUGAGCUUUUGCUAUCACAGCGCACCCUAGAGGCGGGACUGAAAAACAGCGCAGGAGAGACCGCAUAUGAUAUCGCACAUCGCACAAGUGAACUUCACAGACUGUUCGAGAUCGUAGAGCCGUGUAAUAACGUAUAUUAAGAUAUUUACGUGUUAGCUUAGCAUUAAACUUGGCUUAUGGCUUAUGACAUUGUACGAAUAAACAUGAAUUAUUUUUUUUCUUUUGUAAUCGAGAUUUGUAGUGACAUAUAUUGAUGUAUAAACUUUGCUCAAGUCUUGCAUGUCCAAACUCGGUCCUGGAGGGCCGGUGUCCUGCAAAGUUUAGUUCCAAACCCAAUCAGACACACCUGGGCUAGCUAAUCAAGCUCUGACUAGCCUUUCUAGAGACAUCUUUGCAGGUGUGUUGAGGCAAGUUGAAGUUAAAAUCUGCAGGACACCAGCCCUCCAGGACAGAGUUUGGACACCCCUGGCUUAAGUGAACAAAAUUUUAUUUAUUUUAUUUUUUCGCUUUCACAGAAUCUUGUAAUAACAUUGACAUACAGUGCUCAGCUGUAUUGGGUACACCCCCUUUUGAACAUUAAUAUGUUUAUCUAUUUCUCAGUGAAUCUAGAUGAUUUUUUUUUUGCGCAUUUUAGCAUCAACUAAUUGGUCAUUAUUGACAAUGGAAUGUUAUCAACGUAUGCCGUCAUCAAUUCGUUGGGAAGUUCACGGAAGAUAUGCGCAAUGAAGCAUACAGAACUAGUGUUGUGUCGAAUUCAGCUUUCCCUAUGUUUCCCCUCAGUUUAUAUUUCCACUACGCAAACUGUAUUCUGUACAGAGCUGGUGUCAAUCACUCUCUUGAGAUCGUGCCACAGCAUCUCAAUCAGGUUGAGGUCAGGAUUCUGACUGGGCCACUCCACAAGCUGUAUUUUCUUCUAUUGAAGCCAUUUUGUUGUUCAUUUACUUCUUUGCGUUUGGGUCUUUGCAUCACCCAUCCUUUGCGUUUGGAUAAAAUUAGUUGAACAAAUAAUUUAGAUACGUCGAAAGUAAUCAAAUUAGUUGUAUUUUAAUAAAAUUCUAUUGCAAUUGAUCAUGCGAAAAGUUGAUCGAACACAUGAAUCAUCCAAACCCUGAAUGCUGUUUUGAACAGAAUAAAAACUCAUUAAAGAC
This is a messenger RNA of Danio rerio (zebrafish), 1714 nucleotides long. It is a transcript of the gene ankrd49, whose product is annotated as ankyrin repeat domain 49. The record is from RefSeq and is marked validated. Lineage: Eukaryota; Metazoa; Chordata; Actinopteri; Cypriniformes; Danionidae.